GACGCCCACCCUCCUCGACACACAUUCCACCCACCAACAUGGCCGACAAAGAAGGCGCUGCUGUGCCGCCGCAGGCAAAAAGCUCGUGGUCGAGCUUCCUCAAGUCGAUUGCGUCUUUCAAUGGCGACCUCUCGACCAUGACGGCGCCCGCCUUUAUUCUCUCGACAAAGUCGCUCACCGAGUUCUCGUCGUACUGGACCGAGCACCCCUCCGUCUUUGUUGCCCCGGCCGCCGAACAGGACCCUGCCAAACGGGCCAUGCUGGUCAUGAAGUGGUUCCUGACGACGCUCAAGCAGCAGUAUGCGAGUCGCUCGGAGAAGCUGGGCAGCGAAAAGAAGCCCCUGAACCCCUUUUUGGGCGAGCUCUUUCUGGGCAAGUGGGAGGACGAGGCCGGCACGACCAACCUCGUGAGCGAGCAGGUCAGCCACCAUCCCCCAGUCACUGCGUACGCCAUCUGGAACGACAAGCACGGCGUCCGCCUCGAGGGCUACAAUGCGCAAAAGGCCUCGUUCAAGACGACCAUCAACGUCAAGCAAAUUGGCCAUGCCAUGCUCCAUCUCGACGGCUUCAACGAGAGCUACCUGAUCACGCUCCCCUCGCUCCACAUUGAAGGCCUCAUCACCGGCUCGCCGUACGUGGAGCUCAACAGCAGCACAUACAUCCAGUCGUCGACGGGGUACACUGCACGCAUCGACUACAGCGGAAGAGGCUGGGUGUCGGGAAAGAAGAACACCUUUUCCGCGGUGCUCUACCCCGAGGGCAAGGAAAAGGACGUCAUCUACAAGGCCGACGGACAAUGGAACGAGUCGUUCCAGAUCAAGGAGGCCAAGACCAAGACGGUUGUAGACACAUUUGACCACAAGUGCACCAGCACCACACCCCUCACGGUUGCCGAGAUUGAGGACCAGGACCACUUUGAGACGCGGCGGGCAUGGAAAAAGGUCUCGGGCGCCAUCAACCAGGGCAACAUGGAGUUGACGUCGGCCGAAAAGACGAUUAUCGAGACGCGCCAGCGAGAGAUGAGGCAGCAGGAAAAGGACGAGGGCCGCGAGUGGGAGCGCAAGUUCUUCUCGCGCGCCACAGAGUUUCGGCUGUUUGAGCAGCUGGCCGGCAAGAUUGGCGAGAGCAUCAACGACUCGCAGACGAAUGGCGUGUGGAGUUUUGACAAGCAAAAGGCCGAUGCCGCCACGCGGCCCUUUCACCCGACGGUCGUGCCUCCAAUCUACGAGCGCAAGUAGAUGCGUUGGACGAUUGUUUGUUAUGAGUUAUGAGUAUUGUGAUCAAAGAUCAGCACAAGGCAAUAAUGGUAAAACAGGAAUGUUGGGCGGCGUGCACAGGCAUGCUAUCAAGUAGUUCUACAUCGACCUAGACAUGGAGCAUCCAAUACACUUAAUGUGGCCUAGCCACGCAUCGCAAGUGGAUGUGAUUGCUAAGCAUUCUUGGAGCUGGUCCGCUUGUCGUUUCCAUGCCGCUCC
This is a messenger RNA of Exserohilum turcica Et28A, 1475 nucleotides long. RefSeq lists its product as uncharacterized. Gene Ontology annotation, molecular function: oxysterol binding. The transcript is spliced from 4 exons. Gene Ontology annotation, biological process: piecemeal microautophagy of the nucleus; maintenance of cell polarity; exocytosis. NCBI's taxonomy places the organism in Eukaryota, Fungi, Ascomycota, Dothideomycetes, Pleosporales, Pleosporaceae. The record is from RefSeq and is a predicted model, not a curated record. Gene Ontology annotation, cellular component: cytosol; membrane; intracellular membrane-bounded organelle. The coding region runs from base 39 to 1238 and encodes 399 amino acids.